AUGGCCGCAAGAGCACCUGCUGGGGCCCGACCUGGAGCCCGAUUCGCUCAGUUCAAACUUGUUCUUCUUGGAGAGUCUGCUGUCGGAAAGAGUUCUUUAGUCUUGCGCUUUGUAAAGGAUCAAUUUGACGAUUAUCGGGAAUCCACCAUCGGCGCUGCGUUUUUGACCCAAACUAUCUCUCUUGACGAGAAUACAACCGUAAAAUUUGAGAUAUGGGAUACUGCUGGUCAGGAAAGAUACAAAUCGUUGGCCCCGAUGUAUUAUCGUAAUGCAAACUGCGCAGUCGUCGUCUACGACAUUACCCAAGCGUCGUCACUCGACAAGGCGAAAUCCUGGGUGAAGGAGCUUCAGCGACAAGCGAAUGAAAACAUCAUCAUUGCUUUGGCGGGAAACAAACUUGAUCUUGUGACAGAUAGUCCCGAUAAGCGGGCAGUUCAAGCCGCCGAUGCCGAAGCCUAUGCACGCGAAGCUGGUCUGCUGUUCUUUGAAACCUCAGCCAAAACAUCAACAAACGUCAGAGAGCUAUUUACUGCCAUCGCGAAAAAACUACCCCUAGAUCAAGCUGGCCCACGGAAUUUGAGAUCAAGCGCUCGCCCAGGCGUGGAUUUACGUCCUGAGUCGACCAAUACCCAGGCUGGAGGAUGCAACUGCUAA
Molecule: messenger RNA, 654 nt
Organism: Uncinocarpus reesii 1704
Lineage: Eukaryota; Fungi; Ascomycota; Eurotiomycetes; Onygenales; Onygenaceae
Product: GTP-binding protein ypt5
Exons: 5
Coding region: 1-654 (217 amino acids)
Molecular function (GO): GTPase activity; GTP binding
Source: RefSeq, a predicted model, not a curated record